UUGUGAAAUGGCAAUAUAUGUCCUAUCAUCAUGUUAUACCAGAAAUGUCAAAAGUAAAUGUUGCCAACCAAAGAAAACAAAUCAAAUUUCUUUUUCGUUUGAUCGUCCGCGAAAUAACAUCAUGUCUCCAGUGGAGAAAGCUGCCGGUUCGGUUAAAACUAAACCAACAUCUAAGGAUGUGAAGUCGGCGAAGAAACAAACCCUGCGGGGGAAAAAUGUUCAGAAGAAAAAGAAGGAACACCUCCGUUUCGGCGUCGACUGCACCAACAUCGCCGAGGACAAUAUUAUGGAUGUUGCCGAUUUCGAGAAAUACCUAAAGGAGCGCUUUAAGGUUAACGGAAAAAUUGGAAAUCUAGGCGGCAACGUUACCUUCGAGCGUCAAAAGAUGAAGGUCUACGCGAACUCUGAUAUCCACUAUUCCAAACGUUACUUGAAAUACUUGACAAAGAAGUAUUUGAAGAAAAACAGCCUUCGGGAUUGGAUCCGCGUAGUUUCCAAUGACAAGGACCUGUACGAAUUACGCUACUUCAGGAUUAGCUCCAACGACGAUGAAGAAGAAGAUAACGAAUAAACUGUUAGUGAUCGCGGUUUCUUUCAAUAAAAACUGAAAGGCAAAAGAUUUA
Uranotaenia lowii is the source of this 623-nucleotide messenger RNA. RefSeq names its product 60S ribosomal protein L22-like. The transcript has 3 exons. Gene Ontology annotation, biological process: cytoplasmic translation. NCBI's taxonomy places the organism in Eukaryota, Metazoa, Arthropoda, Insecta, Diptera, Culicidae. The coding region runs from base 8 to 571 and encodes 187 amino acids. Gene Ontology annotation, molecular function: structural constituent of ribosome; RNA binding. Gene Ontology annotation, cellular component: ribosome. The record is from RefSeq and is a predicted model, not a curated record.